Oryzias latipes (Japanese medaka) is the source of this 3157-nucleotide messenger RNA. It is a transcript of the gene mief1, whose product is annotated as mitochondrial elongation factor 1. Lineage: Eukaryota; Metazoa; Chordata; Actinopteri; Beloniformes; Adrianichthyidae. Gene Ontology annotation, cellular component: mitochondrial outer membrane. Gene Ontology annotation, biological process: positive regulation of mitochondrial fission; mitochondrion organization. The record is from RefSeq and is a predicted model, not a curated record.
AUUUACUUCCGUGUUUCUUCAACGUCGCUCAUGACCCCCUCCCCGGUUUGAACGGGGACCAGCCGCUUUCCCAGCACAGAAUUCAGAGGUUUCAGCUCUGAACAUUUCCAGGUUCCCAGGGUCCCCCUCCCUCUCCAUGUGGGAUUCCUGAUGGGCAGCUGGUCCCGCGUAGCCGUGCUGGAGCUGUACCGCGCGCUGCUGCGUGCAGGGCGCCAUCUUCAGUACACUGACAGAAACUACUAUCGUCAGGCAGUGGCUCGCGAGUUUCGGCGCUGCCAGGCCCUGACGGUCGCCGAAGACAAGGAGGAAGCUCUGAAGAGGGGCCAGUUCUUCCUGAACAGCAGGCUGGGUGGGCUUAUGUAGGAAGGAGAGACCACCCGGGCCAUCAGGAGGUUGGUUAGAGAGGAAUUCUCUCGGGAUGGCGGGGGUAAACGGGGACGGUAAAGGAAAAAAAGACGACAAUGGAAUUGGAACAGCAAUCGACUUCAUGCUCUCUAAUGCCAAGCUGGUGCUGGGGGUGGGAGGGGCAGCCAUGCUUGGUAUCGCCACACUGGCUGUCAAAAGAAUGUAUGACCGUGCCAUAAGCGCCCCCACCAGCCCCACCAAGAUGCAUCAGGGUGGAAAGAGGAGCUGGGAGGAGCCUGCGUGGAUGGGGUCGUCGCCACGGGUUCUGAACCACAGCAUGAAGUCCACAGUCAGCAGGUCCCUCCAGACUCUGCCCACUUCCUCACAGGCCUGUGAACCAGACCGUUUGCGCAGAGCUGUGGGUCGCUCUGCAGUUGGAGGAAGUGGCGCCUGUCAGUCGGACCUGCAGCGAGCUCGCAUGCGCCUGUCCCUGCAGGAGCGUCUGUGGGAGUUCUACCAAAAGCACGUCAACAUCCCGGCAGAGGAGCAGACGGUAGCCAGGAGGGCGGCGCUGGACAUCUGUGCGGAGCUGAGAGUGUUCCUUCACGCCAAGCUGCCCGACAUGCCGCUCAGAGAGAUGUACCUCAGUGGAAGCCUGUACGACGACCUCCAGGUGGUGACAGCGGACCACGCCCAGCUGAUGGUGCCUCUCGUCUUGGAGAAGAAUUUGUGGUCGUCUAUCCCAGGAGAGGACACGAUCAUGAACGUCCCGGGUUUCUGGCUCGUCCGCAGGGAAAACCUGGAAUAUUUUCCGAGGAAUAGCAGCUACUGGGACCGCUGCAUGGUCGGAGGUUACCUCUCCCCUAAAUCUGUCCUUGAAGUCUUUGAUAAGCUCGUGGGCUCCAUCAACUGGCCGGCUAUAGGGAGUGUCCUGGACUACAUCAUCCGUCCCGUGGUUCCCUCUGAGACUUUGACCCUGGAGGUCCAGUACGAGACGGACCGGACUCUGUACGUGGACUUCCUGCCUUUGCUGGUGAUGGGGGAUGGAACCUCGCUAAUUGCCAAACCACACCGGCUCGCUGCAGAGCGCCACGAAAACCUGUGGCGGCAGAGCUUCCGCGUGGCUGAGACGGCGCGCCUCCGGGCUCUGGAUCAGGAGGACGGAGGCUGCCGCUCCACCUGCCUGAAAGUGGCAAAGGCCGUGUGCAAGCUCCACCCUGCCCUCCACCGGCUCAACUCCAGCCAGCUCACCAACGCCAUCCUACUGCUGAGUGAGAAGGAGGGGGACUGGACCCAGGAAGCGCUAGCCGACCGCUUCCUUCAGCUCCUGCGGGCUCUAGUGGGACACCUAGAGGCUGGGAGGCUCCCCUGCGCCCUAAGCCCCAAAGUUAACUUGUUUUGUGAGCUAACUGAGCAGGAAGUAGACGAGCUGGGGUACACGCUGUACUGCGCUCUGUCCGAACCUGAGGGGCUGCUGAAAACGACGCAGUGAGAAAACCCAUGCAUGGAAACGCCCCCAUUCCUUAUGGAAAACCGCUGUCCUGAUCCUGUGCAGCCACAUGUUUAAGACCGUAACAGUGUUUUCACUCUGUGACACAAAUGUUUUCAUCCUAUAGAUGUGGGUGGGCAUCCUUAAAGCCAUUGUAUUAUCAAGUACAGAGGCGGGGCGCCAACUACUGGAAAAAGGUAGCUAGCAGGGGAAAUUGGGUAAGGAGGAUUUCUGGGUCAAAGUUCAUGAAAAGGUUGAGAACUCCUGAAAGAAAGGAAUCAUCAGUGAUCCACACACUGAAGGAUUUCUGAAAUCUUACUCGGUAAUGCAGCUGCUGAGCUCACAUCUGCUGCCUGCAUUAUUGAAACAUAGAAAAAGGACGCACCUACAAAUAAAGAGCAGCCCCAUGCUGUGAGAGGUGGAGCCAACUGUGGAAUGAUGGGAAACGGUGCAGCACUUCAUUGUGUUUUUUCACAACUGGUGUUGUACUCGUGGCAUUUUUCCAGGAAUUGACCAUAGAAAUGUGGAGUCAUGCUGCUGGGUUUUUUGCUUUAAUUUCCUCCUUGCUCUAAAGUUGUCUUCAGGAGGCGGAGUUUUCUCACUAAAUGAUUUUGACUCUGAAGUUUGAAGAGGCUUGAGCGCCAAGGAGCUCAGCUGUGAUGGGUUUGUGCGUUAGUCUCAUUAAGUUAAGCUGGAGUUUGCUCUCAGAAUAGUACGGUGCACUCUGCACGUGAAACCCUGAUCGGCUCAUACCCAGCAGCCAGACGGGAACCAGGUACUGGUUAUGUAACUACAGCUACUUCAGCCAAACUUUCUGUUCAGAUUUCAACUCAGUCGAAAAGUCGUUUUUGUGAAAACGUCAAGAAUGUCCUGGUUUCUUUUCCCAUUUAGUGAAAAUAUUUACAAAAAAACAUCCAGAGAUAAAAAUCCUCUAACUCCCAACUCAGUGGUCUGUAUGGUUUCUGUGCAAUUAGUCAUCAAUAUGAUGGAGAGGUAAAUAUUUUUCUAUUUAUUAUGCAUUUGUAACCAAAAAGAUGCUAUUUAUUUUCACUGUACCUGUCCAGUGUAAGUGCUUUGUUCUGGCUGUACCAAUAUAACGCGAUCAUACAGAAUAUUUUGUCCUGUCAAACAUCAGAUCCUCCUGAGUGUCGGGGUAGCAGGGGUAUCACUGUGCCACACGAUGGAAAAGCAGCUGCUGGGACGGCAGACGGCCACACGCUGGGGUGCACGUCAGUCUGCCGUCAGUCCAGUCGCUUCUUUUUUCCUCUACAGGAAAUUGCUUGAAAACUGGAUCAGAGUUGAAUAAACACAUCAAAUUACAAA